Messenger RNA from Aethalodelphis obliquidens (Pacific white-sided dolphin), 2235 nucleotides. RefSeq names its product pleckstrin homology like domain family A member 1 (gene PHLDA1). The transcript is spliced from 3 exons. The record is from RefSeq and is a predicted model, not a curated record. Gene Ontology annotation, cellular component: nucleus. Lineage: Eukaryota; Metazoa; Chordata; Mammalia; Artiodactyla; Delphinidae. Gene Ontology annotation, biological process: positive regulation of apoptotic process. Gene Ontology annotation, molecular function: phosphatidylinositol phosphate binding. The coding region runs from base 1 to 1632 and encodes 543 amino acids.
AUGCCAUCCGAAGUGGUCCUCUUCCUCUAUCCCUUCCAAACGGGACAGACGUGUCCGGGGGAGGCACGCUUCCACGGGACUCCGCGGCUCGCGAGCCUCACCCCCAGGCUCCUUGCUCGCCCAGGCAGCGCGAAUCCCCAGGGCUGGGUUCCCGAGGGCAGAGGGUCAGCUUGGCGUACCAGGCACUGUCUGGUAGCUGUACCCGUCCUCGCAGCCCCAUCCUCAUUUUCUGAGGCUGUUAGCAGAAAGCCCCACCGGGAGGAGAGGCGGGACGUCUGGGGAUGGCCUCUCAGCGCCCUCUGCGCCUCGGCAUCCUUUGCUGGCCAUCUCGGGCGCCCUCGGCUGUGGCGCCCGGUGGAGGAGAGGAGUUUCCGGGGCUCGGGUCCCUGCAGCCAUCCCGGGGAAGGAGCGCGGAAGCGAGUGGGCGGCGAGAGGCGGAGCAAGGGACGCGGGGGGCGUGGACGCGGCCGGCUUUGGAAAGGCCCCAAGUUAUUGAGGCGUGCGCCGGCGGCGGAGUGCCUUUCGGAGCUGGGCUUUCCCCCGCGGCGCGGGCGCCAGGAGCCGCCUUUUCCGCUGGGUGUCACUCGGGGGUGGGGGGGAUGGCCCAUUCAAAAGCGCCGCGAGGGGGCCCGGCCAGAGCCCUUCAGUGAGCGCUCGCAAGAGGACGGCAGAGGCCCGGCGGCUCGCAGCUCCCGGACCUUGUGGCGCAUCAGGACGCGGCUGCCCUGCUGCUCGGACCCCGAGGAACCGCCGCAGCCGCCGCCGCCGCUCUGCUUCCUGCGCGUUAGCCUCUUCUGCGCGCUCCGGGCGGGCGGCCGCGGGAGCCGUUGGGGCGAGGACGGCGCGCGGCUGCUGCUGCCCCCCCGGGCCCGGGCGGCUGGAAGAGGAGAAGCCGAGCCGAGCGGCGGUCCCCCCUAUGCCGGGAGGAUGUUGGAGAGCAGCGGCUGCAAGGCGCUGAAGGAGGGUGUGUUGGAGAAGCGCAGCGACGGGUUGCUGCAGCUCUGGAAGAAAAAGUGCUGUAUCCUCACUGAGGAGGGGCUGCUGCUCAUCCCGCCCAAACAGCUGCAACACCAGCAGCAGCAGCCCGGGCAGGGGCCAGUCGAGCCAUCCCAACCCGGAGGCCCCGCUGUGGGCAGCCUCGAGCCGCCCGUCAAGCUGAAGGAAUUGCACUUUUCCAACAUGAAGACCGUGGACUGCGUGGAGCGCAAAGGCAAGUAUAUGUACUUCACUGUGGUGAUGGCCGAGGGCAAGGAAAUCGACUUUCGGUGCCCGCAGGACCAGGGCUGGAACGCGGAGAUCACGCUUCAGAUGGUGCAGUACAAGAAUCGUCAGGCCAUCCUGGCGGUCAAGUCCACGCGGCAGAAGCAGCAGCACCUGGUCCAGCAGCAGCCGCCGCAGCCGCAGCUUCAGCCCCAGUCCCACCCUCAAGCCCCGCCGCAGCCGCAGCCCCAACCCAAGCCCCAGCCGCAGCCGCAGCCCCAACCCAAGCCCCAGCCGCAGCCGCAGCCGCAGCCGCUCCAUCCGUAUCCGCAUCCGCACUUGCGUUCGCACCCACAUCCGCACCCGCACCCACUACCGCUCUCGCAGCCGCACGGCCACCGGCUUCUCCGUAGCACCUCGAACUCUGCCUGAAGAGGGCAGCACCCGAGCCAGACGAGGUUGUGAGGACUUGAGGAAGUGGGACAAGCACCUUUCUAUUGUCUUCACUUGGAUCGAAAACAAAACAGUCGCCCCGCCCGCACCAGACCAAGUAGUUUGGACAGAAUACGACCGAUAACUUGGCGAUUCCUCUUAGUUUUUCUGCAUACUCUUCAUCACAAUGCAGGAAAUGAUUUCGAGUCCAGAAGGCUUUAUUUAUGAACCUUUGAGAGGAUCUUCCAGUAUGGUGGACCUUUUAGGAGCGAUGAUGUACUGUAAUGUUAUUUUAAUGUAUUUUGAUUUAUGAUUAUUUAUUAGUUUUUUUUAAAUGCUUGUUCUGAGACAUUUCUGAAUGUAGGCCAUUUUCCAAAAAAGAAACUUUAUUUUCAAAAACCUAUUCGCUAGUAAGUUCUAAUCUUGGGAAAGAAGAAAGUAAAAGGGCGGUGAAAGGGAACACAUCAAGAAUUCAUUUUCAGAAGGUCUGAUACUUAAAUGUUAUACCAGGUGGUUGAAAUUAAACUCUGUGAUACUAUGUGGAGUUUUCUUUCUUCUUUUUUUCUUUUGAGUUUUUUUUUCCUUCGACAUAUAUUUUGUGUA